This is a messenger RNA of Drosophila ficusphila, 5078 nucleotides long. It is a transcript of the gene su(sable), whose product is annotated as protein suppressor of sable. The record is from RefSeq and is a predicted model, not a curated record. Gene Ontology annotation, cellular component: nucleus. Gene Ontology annotation, biological process: negative regulation of DNA-templated transcription. The transcript has 6 exons. Bases 548 to 4540 code for a protein of 1330 amino acids. Lineage: Eukaryota; Metazoa; Arthropoda; Insecta; Diptera; Drosophilidae. Gene Ontology annotation, molecular function: RNA binding; metal ion binding.
ACUAUCGAUAACAUUUAAGUAGAAAUUUGAACUGUUAACAACCACGCCUCCUGAAUCUCAUGUUUUGGACGAAAAGUUUAUUAAUUUAAUGUUUUUGUAUAUUGUAUUCUGUCCAUAAGCGUAACAAAGACAGAAAAAGAGGAAGGGAGAGAGAUACUGAGAUAAGGGCCCGCAGGCAGAGAGACAGAGAGGGCGAAAGCGAGCUGAAAGUGGGUGCGAGCGAGAUAGCGCGCGCUCGCCGCCUGCACACAUAUAGAGCUGUACAUAUAUAUAGUAUCAGAAAAAAACAGUCCGAAAAAGGUCGCUGUUCGACUUGCGAAAACUUUUAAGUUUUUUUCAUACCUAUAUAUGUACCCACACCGCUGCGUCAUCAAAUACGAAUACAUCAGAUGUAUGUCAAUAUAUACAUAUACAUAUGUGUGGCCAAUACUAUAUGCCAUAUAUGCCUGUAUAUAAAUCUUUAUUCACCUACUGUACCACUUCCACAUUAUCAGAAAGAAUCUUUUUCUUACGAGCUUACACCGAGAUUUAGCUUCAUUGAGACAUAAUGUCAUCAGUUUUGGCGGAUUCGCCGGUGAUUGAUUUGGCGGAGGAUCUAGAAGACGGUGAGAUCGACGAUGAUGACGAGGAGGAGGAACAACAGCUGCUACCAAAGACCCAGGUCCAAAAGAAUGAUUCCUCGGUGGACGACGAUGUUCAAUUUGUGGGUAUCGAGGUCAAGAACAAACUUGCUGACGAGGAUGUCGUCUUUAUGGGAUUAUCAGCCGAUGCUGGCACACACAAUAACAAUAGCAGCAAGUCCAAGAAGGCUAGGCCAUUGGAAGAUGAUCAUGCCAGCAACAUUGAGAAUGCCAUUGCGAAUGCCCUUAAGAAGAAGGGCAUAGAGCCGCCAAUGCCCAGAAUGCGAUCGUCUAACCAGGACAUUGGCGAUGUGUCCUUGGAGGGACCAGGAGAGGGUUUGUCUGGCGGCGGAAAUCAAGUCCAGCAGCCAAGUCGCAGCAGCCGGCGAAGAAAGCGCAAAAAAGAGCGAGAGCGCGAGCAAAAGAAGGAUAAGGAGCACCAGAAACGAUCUCGGCGAGAAGAAGAAGAUAUUUCCGGUGUAACGGGCGGUGUCGGCAGCGAUGAGAUGGACGAAUACGAGAUGAUGAACGUGCGGGGCGGCAGUCCGCCGCCCGGAGGAAUAGCACCACCUGCAUCCGGUAGUGGUCAGCGUUUCAGUGGCGCCGACUGGGACAUGACUGAAGGUCCAGCGGUGGGCGGGGGUUCCAGCGUCGCGGGAGGAGGAGGCUAUGACUCUCAACAGGAUCCCUACAGCAGCUACGAUUCCUAUUCCGAGGAGGAGGCAGCACCGGCACCUGGUCCCAUAAAUCAGCGGCGCCGGGUGCGAAGAGAUAGGGAGAAGGAACAGCCGCAGCGCGGUGCCAAUAAUCGCAAGCGAAGGGAGCGAGAUCGUCAUGAGGGCGGUGGGGCCGGAGGCGGGGCCAAGCGAAACCGCCGCGAUUCCGGGGAGGGAGGUGGCGGUGGGCAGGAGAAGACGGGCGGCGGCGGCGGCGGUCGUAUUGAGCCCCGCAAGCUGGAGCUUUGCAAGUUUUACCUGAUGGACUGUUGCGCCAAGCGGGACAAGUGCUCUUACAUGCACAAGGAGUUCCCCUGCAAGUACUACUAUCUGGGCAUGGACUGCUACGCCGGCGCCGACUGCCUCUUUCACCACGGCGAACCGCUGACCGAGCAGCUACGUAACAUCCUGCUCAAGCACAUGGAGACGGCGCCGAAGGAGAUCCUCGGGGACUUCAAGCGAAUAUCGAGGGACAUUGCCCUUGUUCAGAUGACGAGACGACACGAGCAGCUGUGCGAGCAAUUCAAGCGGGAGAACACCUGGAGCAUGAUGGUAGGUGGCGGAAUGGGCCGGCGACAGGACCAACAGCAACAACAGCACAUUCAGAUGCAGCAGCAGCAUCAGCAACAGGUGCAGCAGCAUCAGCAACAAAUGCAGCAGCAGCAACAGGAGCAGCAGCAGCAGCAGCAGCAACAACAACAACUGCAACAGCAACAACUGGUGUCCGCGGAGGCCGGCGGCAGCAUUCCCUCACUUUUGGACAUGGUCAUCAAUCCCCCGCACCCGGAAAAGAAACGCAAGUCCCGCUGGGCUGAUAAAACAGCAGCCAAGGCGGCAGCCGCAGGAUCAGAUUCUCAAGAAGCGGGCAGCACAUCGCCGUCUACCAAGUCGUUGCCACCACAUUUGGACUUAGUCAAUCUCAGUCACGUUUUGAGUGCCGAAAACAUGGCAAAGCUGAACAAGUUGGGUAUCACGAACUUGAAGCAAAUGCUGCAGGUACCCUUUGGGCAGUUAACCGAAGCGGGUCUAACGUUGGUCGAGAUCGGGGAGAUUCAGCGGAAAGCCGAAGAGGCCAAGCCGCAAGCCAAACCGGAUACGGCAGUCAGUACUCCCGUUGCCAAGCCGGAAACGGAGGCUAACAACAGCAACUCGAACAGCAACGGUUUCAUCAUGGUGGACUACACGCAGUAUCUCAAGGAUGCGCAUGUCAGCUUUUCUGGCAACGAUCCGCUGGACGACGAUCGCGAUGAUGACGAACAGCUGGUCAUAGACGACGGCAACGAGUCAAACGCCGAGGAGGAACAGCAACCAAAACCUUCGAAGGCGGCGCCAGCCUCUCGCCAGGAAUCUGCCACCGAGGAGGUGCCUUUGCCUUCGGUUUACGAUCUGCCCAGCUUUAUGAGCAACAUGCUGGGCCACGGAUCCUCAGCAAACCAAUUGCUGCCAGCCAGUGCCACAUCGCCCAACCAGGAUGUGCCGGCAUUGGCUGGAGUAGAUCAUGCGGGACUCAAGCAAGCAGCCGCCAGCGGCAGCACGUCCAAUGUAUUUAGCCGGAUUAUCUUCGGCGAUAAGCAACCGGAUCCCGAGGCAAGAGCAGCUUUCUACCGUGACAUUAUCCGCAAUCCCUUUAAGGCGCACAGCGGCGAUGGAGAUGUCGACUCCAGCAAUGAGAACUCCAACUCGAACUCGCGGUCACUAACACCGACUCCAACUUCGGAGCCAGGAUCCCAGUCACCCAAGCAGGUGGACCAGGAUCACGAGAUGCCGGAAUUGCCUGCCAUUACGCCAGCGUUGCCGCCGACCACUCCCUCGCUUUACGUGCGUCCUUCUAUGUACGACUUUGACCCUGCCAAGGUGGAGUUGCAGGAGCGGCGGAAGGGAAAGCUCCUGGAGGACGAGCGCGACACAGACAUGCGACUGCCAUUCGAGCCGAUGAAACACUAUUUACCCGCCACCGAAAUUGAUGCGGCGAUUUUCUCGCACACUCCGCUCCGCUGGCAGUUGCAGGAGGUGUCGGUGGAGGAGACCAGCUAUGCUCAGAUCAGGGCCAGUGCUUUGCAUAAGGAACAGCGAGAUCUGCGGGAUCCGCGCUUGCGUCGUAUUUUAGGUCUGCCAGAUAUGCCAGACAAUGGUGGAGCCAUGGGAUCGACGACUGCUGCGGGAGGGAGCUCUCUGUCGGGCGACUCCUUUAGUCGGUCCGGAGCGUGUAUAGCCUCGCCGGACUCGGAGACCAGUCUCCGUGAUGCCACGCCCAGCUCACCGCCUCCAGCGUUGGCCAAUCUGCCACUUAUGAGUGUACCCCCGCCGUCGCUGAGUGUACCGCCUCCGAAUCUGCAAUUGGAAAAGCCCACUGUGCGCGCAGACCCGCGUCGUGAUCCCCGGAGGGCUCAUCUUCAAGUUCCAGCUCAGGCUGCGAGCACGGCUAGUUCCACACCUUCGACGAAAGCCAAUGCCGCCGGUGGCAGCAAGCAAAUCUCCGAAAUCCGCAGCCUGAUGCAAAGCUCAAACUGGUACAAGAAUUUGGGCAGCAAUAACAAGAUCAUGGUGAACCAACAGCUUGCCCUGGUGUUCACCGAACUAAAGAAGUUUCAUCAGCAGCCCGAGGAUGCUCCAAAAAUAUUUGAUGUCAGCUUUAUAGUGAACAACCCAACGUUGCAGCAAAUCUUUGCAAAACUCUUCAUCUAUGUGGACGACAAUGGUCAAGUGGUGCAGAUGCCCGAGGAGAACAACGGUGGCGGAGAUGGAGUGGGCGGAGUGGUGCUACCUAAUUUAUCGCAACCCCCGCCAAACCUGGCCCAAAUGCUGAGGGUACCGCCGCCAAAUAUACGGAUGAUGCGCAUGUCCGGAAUGAUGAUGCAAAUGGGCAACCUGGGUCCGCCCUUCAAUCAGCCACCUCCACGAGCAGGAUUGCUGGGAAUGCUACCAGGCGGCAAUGGUGGAAACCAAGGAGUGGGAAACCAAGGAGGAGGAGCUGGACCAAUGCCCAAUGGCAAUCCCUUUAAUCCGUUUGCUGGCGGAGCGGGCGGCAAUGGGGCAGCAAUGAAUUCCAUGGGCAACAUGGGCAACAUGGGAAUGCCCUUUAACAAUUUUAACAAUGGGAACAACAACAAUGGGGGCGGCAGACAUUUUCCAGGAGGGGGAUCUGGUAAUGUAAACAAUCGCAAUCAGCGUGGCGGCAACCAGAAUCGGAACCGCAACCUCUAAGAGCGAAUGUCUUUCCAGGAGAAACCAACAGACUCGAAAAGACUUGUUAUGCCAAAAUGAUGUCCAUGUUAUGUCCCAUGACCCUUUCGCCCCACCCCCAUAUUAGGCACCCUUCCCAUAGACUACUGCUGUUUUCCCCGUCAUUUUUUUUUUUUUUUUUUGAAAAUCCGGGCUUCGACUGCUUUGUACAUUGUAUUCAAUUCCUUAAAUCCCCAUCUUUGUCACUAUUUUUUUUGGCUAGGUGUAAGGUAACCCAUUUUUAUCACUACUACGUACUGAUAAAUGUAGUAAAAAGUAAAAGAAAGAAAUUAAAAAAGCUGAGAAACAGGAACAGAAUGUAAAGAAGAAUGGUAUGCGACCUUUUUACCGAACUCUUUUGAGUUUUAUAGGCUAAACUGGUUUUUUGUACAUGUACUAUCUGAUUAACUAGACAUACAAACUACAAAUAAAUGACAUGUUUUAAGUAAUGCGGCAUAUGUAUAUAGGUGUGGUAGGUUUUCUUAAAACAUCAGCAAAGCAGAUACAUUACAAAAAGCAA